This is a messenger RNA of Oncorhynchus keta (chum salmon), 6875 nucleotides long. Its product is annotated as zinc finger protein 362-like. The record is from RefSeq and is a predicted model, not a curated record. Gene Ontology annotation, molecular function: RNA polymerase II cis-regulatory region sequence-specific DNA binding; DNA-binding transcription factor activity, RNA polymerase II-specific. Gene Ontology annotation, biological process: regulation of transcription by RNA polymerase II. Gene Ontology annotation, cellular component: transcription regulator complex; PcG protein complex. Bases 512 to 1840 code for a protein of 442 amino acids. NCBI's taxonomy places the organism in Eukaryota, Metazoa, Chordata, Actinopteri, Salmoniformes, Salmonidae. The transcript has 9 exons.
ACUGAUUUGGUUGUCCAGUUACAAAGUCCAAUACGAUAUGCGAACCCCUGACGUGUGCCUUCAAAGAGCGGGACCUGUACAAUUUACAAUGUAUACUGCGAGAAUUCAGGGCAUGAUGGGCAUUGUUUGUUGACAAUUGUUUAAUUGUAUCCAUUAAAUGCAGCUUCUUUCUUUCCACACCUGAUCACAUACUGUAAAUCUGUGCCUUGAAAUUAUGGUACAGACAGUCCUGCCACACUUGUCAAUUAUGUCACUACAAUUACACAUAAUCUGCUGAACCACGUUUAUAUCGCGCAAGUAUUCAAAAUUAACAUAUCUAUAUUUGUACUUUUGUAGGCCUAUUUCUGAAAAUCUACUUAAAAAACGGACCGCUUCAGUGAAAGCCAUUCCUAGCUUGCAGCACCCAGAAGUGAACAGAUGGCGACCCGGAAGGUCUGAAGUAACUCUGACUGAAGACAAGCAAAAAUAACCUUUUAUCAAAUAUAAUAAAAUCUACAAUCGAGGUGUCAGAAUGGCUGAACCUCGUUUUAAUAAUCCCUACUUCUGGCCUCCACCCCCCACCAUGCCUGGGCAGAUGGAUAAUAUUGUGUUGAUCAACAAGAUCAAGGAACAGCUGAUGGCUGAGAAGAUCAGACCACCCCACCUGCCUCCUUCCACAGUUCUCUCCCCUCAGCAACGACUGGGGAAUCCUACACAGACAGGAGGUGGGCAGCAAGUCCAGAUGUCAGUACAGAAACUGCAGCAGAUGCAACAAGGUCUCCAUGUCCACAGCUCGUCCCAGCCAGACAUUGCCCUGCACCCCCGGACGGCCUCCAGCUCAGUCGCAGGACGUAUUCUUGGUGAUGUAAAUUUGAAUCUGGACGAUAAGACGGCUAUAAAAGCAAGAGGAUUGUGGGAAGACUGGCAUUUGCGUCAAAUCAUUGACCAACCCUCUAGAACGAAUCACCUAUCAGGUCUGGCACUUUCCUCUCGAACUGGCAACCAUAACACCUCCAUCACUCUGACCACACCCACCUCCAACAGCCAGAGCCAGCUAGGCGGAGCCCUCUCGCCUCAUGUCCUCUCCAGCUUGGCCAGUGGCCCUGGGAUGGAGCAAAUCAAAAGUAACGGGGGCCUUGCUGGACUGCUGGGGCGAGGGCGUAAGAAGAUAAAAGCAGAGAACAGUGGUGGCCCUCUGUUGGUGGUACCUUACCCAAUCCUCGCUUCAGGCAACGACCAAUCCUGCCACAACAUCAUCCCCAAAGAGGGCAAAUGCUACAGGUGUAAAUUGUGCCCACUGACCUUCUUCUCCAAGUCAGACAUGCAGAUGCACUCCAAGUCCCACACAGAGGUCAAGCCGCACAAGUGUCCCUACUGCUCCAAAUCUUUCACCAACGCAUCCUACCUGGCCCAGCACCUCCGCAUUCACCUGGGUGUCAAACCUUAUCACUGCUCUUACUGCGAGAAAUGCUUCCGCCAGCUCUCCCACCUGCAGCAGCACACAAGAAUUCACACUGGGGAUCGGCCCUAUAAAUGUGCCCAUCCAGGUUGUGAAAAAGCCUUCACCCAGCUCUCCAAUCUGCAGUCUCACCAGAGACAGCACAACAAAGACAAGCCCUACAAGUGUCCAAACUGCUACCGUGCCUACUCGGACUCAGCCUCAUUGCAGAUUCACUUGUCUGUGCAUGCCAUCAAAAACGCCAAGGCCUACUGCUGCAGCAUGUGUGGCAGAGCCUACACCUCAGAGACCUACCUUAUGAAGCACAUGUCUAAACACACGGUGGUGGAGCACCUGGUGAGCCAUCACUCUCCACAGAGGACAGGGUCUCCUAAUAUCCCCAUACGGAUAUCCCUCAUCUGAGAAAUUCACCUUGACACCCUACCCCUGACCCUCAUGGAGGAACCCCCUGUAAGGUCACCCCUCCACUUUAGCGUAAUCAAUCCUAGAUAUGGGAUUUUAUUUGUUUGUUUUCCCCUAUGUGGGUUCCAAAAAUGUGCCAGACUGUAUUUGUACCUUUUCAAAAGAUGCCAGACUCUUUUUAUUUAUUUUUUGUAUUUUGUGGUUGGGGAAUGUUUGGGACAUCCAAAAAUGAUUUUACAGCACUUUCAGGCCUCAUGGUAGAGUAAAAACCUUUUUGGCCUAUGCUAAGACAUUAAAAAGCAUUGCUCCAGGCAGCUAAAAACAUUCACCCUAGGUGUUAUAAAGCAUUAAAUGACCACUUUUUUAUAUUGUUAUUCUCCCUAUACUCUUUGCAAAAGUAUAUUUGCAUUGGGAACUUUUGUCUUCCUUUUAGUUAGGCCAAGAAGAUGAAUAGCUAAAUCAUUUAUUCAAGCGUUUUUUGUACCAAUCCUAAUGUCAAUGUUUGCAUCAUUUUGUUACUUAAAAAGAAAAUGUUCUCAAGUAAGCUUUAUCACAUUUAAGUAUGUCUUUUAGACAACAAUGCACACAAAAUACUUUCCAAUUGGAGGGUCAAUACCUAUGUGUUAUUGUUGUAGUUGUAUUUUCUCACUUGUUAUUGUCCAUGGUAUUUAAAAGGAAACUGUUCAAGGCCAUCCUGAAGAGCACUAAAAUAUAUAUUUUGAAUCAGAUGCUGAUAUUUGUAGAACCUUCAAUGUUUUGGUUUGCUGAAUUGAUAAGCACUGCCAUGUAUUGAAGAAAUGAAAUGGUCCAUUAUGGAACUGACAUACAGUGCAUUCGGAAAUUAUUCAGACCCCUUCCCCUUUUCUACAUUUUGUUACGUUACAGCCUUUUCUAAAAUGGAUUAAAUCAAAUCUACACGCAAUACCCCAUAAUGACAAAGCGGAAAAAGGCUUUUAGAAAUUUUAGCAACUGUAUUACAAAUAAAAAUUAUUCAGACUCUCUGCUAUGAGAUUCGAAAUUGAGCUCAGGUGCAUCCUGUUUCUAUUGAUCAUCCUUGAUGUUUCUACAACGUGAUUGGAGUACACCUGUGGUAAAUUCAAUUGAUUGGACAUGAUUUGGAAAGGCAGACACCUGUCUAUAUAAGGUGCCACAGUUGACAGUGCAUGUCAAAGCAAAAACCAAGCCAUGAGGUCGAAGGAAUUGUCCAUAGAGCUCAGAGACAGGAUUGUGUUGAGGCACAGAUCUGGGAAAGGUUACCAAAAAAAGUUAUGCAGCAUUGAAGGUCCAAGAACACAGUGGUCUCCAUCAUUCUUAAAUGUAAGGAGUUUGGAACCACCAAGACUCUUCCUAGAGCUGGCUGCUGGCUAAACUGAGCAAUCGGAGGACAAGGGCCUUGAUCAGGGAGGUGACCAAGAACCUGAUGGUCACCGACAGAGCUCCAGAGUUCCUCUAUGGAGAUGGGAGAACCUUCCAGAAAGACAACCAUCUCUGCAGCACUCCACCAAUCAGGCCUUUAUGGUAGAGUUGCCAGACAGAAGCCACUCCUCAGUAAAAGGCACAUGACAGCCCGCUAAGAGUUAGAAUCAGACCAUGAGAAACAAGAUUCUCUGUUCUACUUAAAUCUUGGUUUCAUUAUUUGGCCUGAAUGCCAAGCGUCCUGUCUGGAGGAAACCUGGCAACAUCCCUACAGUGAAGCAUGGUGGUGGCAGCAUCAUGCUGUGGGAAUGUUUUUCCGCGGCAUGGAUUGGGAGACUAGUCAGGAUCAAGGGAAAGAUGAACGGAACAAAGUACAGAGAGAUCCUUGAUGAAAACCUGCUCCAGAGUGCUCAGGACCUCAGACUGGGGCGAAGGUUCACCUUCCAACAGGACAACGACCCUAAGCACACAUUCAAGACAACGCAGGACUGGCUUCAGGACAAGUCUCUGAAUGUCCUUCAGUGCCCAGACUUGAACCCUAUUGAUCUUUGGAGAGACCUGAAAAUAGCUGUGCAGUGACGCUUCCAUCCAACCUGACAGAGCUUGAGAGGCUCUGCAGAGAAGAAUGGGAGAAACUCCCCAAGUACUGGUUUGCCAAGCUUGCAGCGUCAUACACAAGAAGACAUGAGGCUGUAAUCGCUGCCAAAGGUGCUUCAACAAAGUACUGGGUAAAGAGACUUGAGUUCUUAUGUAAAUGUCAUAUUUCAGUUUUUAUUUUAGUACAUUUGCACAAAUUUCUAAACGUUUUACUUUGUCAAUAUAUGGUAUUGUGUGUAGAUUGAUGGGGGAAAAAAAACAAUUGAAUCAAUUUUAGAACAAGGCUGAAAUGUAAAAAAUAUGGGGGGGGAAAUCAAGGGCUCUAAAUACUUUCCGAAUGCUCUGAACAUAUUUGUUGGUUCAAGCCAUUCCAGUAACUGAGAGACUUUUAACAAUAUUUUAAAUUAAGCAGACAAACUCAUUUUAAAAAUGGAAAUGUACAAAAUAUCUUCUAUCACACAUUCCAUUAUAUGCAACAUUUCAAUUUGACUUGCUGAAAGAACCGCUUCACCAUUUGGAAUGCUGUGGUAAAGUACAUGCAUGAGCUCUUCCUGUGUGCUACAUAGAUUUGUUUACUUCCAUUGAUGAGGGAAGGGGUAUCCUCAUAUUUCCUUCUAUUUUACCUAUGAAGUAGAGAUGAAAAGGCCAAAUCCAAGAAUGCACAGGUUUGCAACCAAAUAAUUGUAAUCCCUAACAGUUUGAAUUAGAAUAUAUUGUCCCUGUCUGCCAGUGAUGCAUAUGGUGUGCUAUCUGGUUGAACAUGGCAGAGAAAUAGCAAGGCACAUUACAAAAUGUGAUACCUCCUGGCCUUUCAUAGGUUUACAAAUGUGAAACUCUGUCAAGAGCAACAUGUGCUGCCUCCUCACUAUCUACUUUGUUGUUGCACCUCAAAAAUCGCACGAGAGGAUUUCGACACCAACCAUUUGAGAUUGUUCUGAAACUGUUUCUGUAAUUAAUAACAGAUAGGGUUAUCAUUCCUGAAACAUUUAUUAUAUUUAAAUAUAAUUUCAUCUCUGAGAAAUGUAGCUAAUUGAUUGUACUCCAACUGGAAUUUGUGGGAUUCAGAUAAUAUUCAAUAAAUAUAGUACCCAAUAUCCAAUUUGGACCAACCGUCUUCCUACCAAUGAGUAAGACAUGAGGAACACCCCCAAAAACAUAUUUUUUUUUGUAAAAAGCCACCCACAGAUCCCCAACACCCCAUGUCAAACCCACCCCAACAACCAGUAAACGGUAGAAUUUUUCCUUGUUUGACAGUAGUAUGAAGCUGUGGCUUGGAGUAUUGCUUCUCCAUACUAUGUCAUGUGUACCUUGUGAAUCUGGUUAUGUUUUUUCUCUACCUGCUCAGAGAUGUGUAAUUGAAGUUGCAUUAUUUACCCAAAAGUACUGUGAAAGUACCAUGCUUUGACCAAUAGAUGCCGCUGUUCUUACUAUACUGCCACACACAUCCAUUUUGCUGGUCUCUUGUGUUUAUUAAAUUGGUCACAACAUUUCCUUUGCAACUUUGGGUUCUUAACCAAUAUAUUUUAUGAAAAUAAAUUCCUCCAUGAAAGCAAUUCAGUUUGUCCUUCUCUUAGCAACCUAAUGCUUCAACCAAACUCUCCUUGAAUAGUCCAACAAGUGUCUGCUCUAUUGAGAGGUCUAUCUUUAUGCAAUUCUUAUAUGAAGACUUUUCCGACAACCCUAAUAAUAUAAUGAAUUGCAUGGCAGUCUUAUGUUUUUCAAUAACAUUCUCAGGAAACCGCUCUGUAUGUAUUGUGACAUUUACCAUUAAACUCAACACAACCAACACCAAUUGCAAAACACUACACAGUUUGGGUUUGGGACUUUGAAGACUAUAACAUUGACACCAUGAGAACUGCUGUAGCCUAAUAAUUUGAUUGUUCACCAGAAAUGGUCUAACAGUAACUCAUCCAUAUAUUUUUUAAGGUAAUAAACAACACACAAAGAAGCUGUUUCCUGGACACAGAUUAAGGACAAACUUAUUUGUUUUCCUAGAGGACUGGCUUGAAUUGUGAGGAUGACAAAUGUAUUUUCAUCAAACCAAAUAUAUUGAUUUUCUACCCAAAUUUGCUAAGGAAAUGUUGUGAUCUAUUUAAUAGACACAAGAGACCAGCAACAUUGAUAAGAGUGUGGAGGUAUAGCAGGAACAGCAGCCUCUAGUAGUCAAAACACCUGUUAUUUUCACACUACUUUAUUGUAAAUAAUGCAAGCGACUUACAUCACUAAUUUCUCUAACAUUUCACUGACAUUCACAGAAUAAAUGACAUCGUCACAGCUUCAUACUACUUGUCAAAUAAAGAACUGAUACUGGUUGUUGGGGUGGGAUUGGCAUGGGGUGUUUGUGGGCGACUUUACAUUUUUUUAUUCCUCAUGUCUUACUCAAUGGUAGGAAGACUUUUGGUCCAAAUUGGAUGUUGGGUACUAUAUUUACUGAAAUUAAAAUAGCCAAUUAAAAUAGCCAAAUAACUUCUCUAAGAUUAAAUUAAAUCAACAAACUAAUGCUUCAGGAAUGCCAAUCGUAUCUGUUUAACUACAGAAACAAUUUCAAAACAAGUCUACUGAGAUUUUCUACUGAGUGAUAAUUUUGUACAUUUAUUUUGCAGCUAUGUCCUGCAGGAUAUUAUAUGCCCUUUAAUGUAUACAAAAAAAGAGUAAAUUCCUGUUUUGGGUGUCCACGUGAAAUAUGUGCAGAUAUCUUUAUGUACAGAAAUACCUCCUUGUAUCUUGUAAUCCGUUUGUUCUCAUGUCUAAAUAUUAAUGAUUAACAUUAUUUUUAAAACGCAUUUAAGCCUUAACUAUAUUGUAAUUGUAUCAUCACAUUGUAUUUGUCCCAUAUUGAUGCUUCUCUUAUGCAUUUUGAUUUUAUAGCAUGGAAUAAUAUACUGUAAACUAUAUUAACCGUUAACCCCUUUUCUAUAGUAAAAUUAUUAAAUAGGUCUGGCUAUUAUUACAACAAUAAAUUCCUUUGUCCUGCAAUGACUUCCCGAGUUCAAUAAAGGUUAAAUAAAUCAUUUUUAAAAUG